AUGGCCCAACCGCCGCCACCACAUCAACAGCCGACGGCUUCCGGCGCCGACCGCAUCCGCUCCCUCACAGACCAAGACUCCAUCUUCCAGGCCUUUGACUCCUACCCCUGGAGCAAGGACAAGGCAUUCCUGGCCGGCCUCUCUGCCAUCCUCGGUGAACCCGGCUCGCCCAACCCGCAGGGCGGCUCCCCCACAGACAUCGCCACGCACGCCCGCGUCUUCUACUACGCGCAACGCAUCGGCGUACAGAUCGACUUCGCCCAGUACCAGCAAUGGCUCGCAGACCACCCCGACCACAAGCCGCCGCAGGUCGUCCCCCCAGAGUACCUCCCCGCGCAGGACGACGCAGGAGACAAGGCGGCGGGAGACGCAUCCUCCGCACCGACUCUCUCCUGGCAGCAGGCAGCCCCCAAGGCCGACCUCUACGUGGACCGCAGUGCCGCGUCUCAGGCGUCCCCUGGCGGCGCGGGCGAGCCAAGCUACCCGAUGGGCUUCGCCGAGAUGCUUAAGCUCCUGCAAGAAGGGAAGCCGAUUCCGGGAAUUAGGCAGAUCCCCAACACGGUUGCUAGAGACCCGGUGAGAUUUUACCUCCACAUGAUGCGCCAGUGUAGCUCGUAUUCUUACUAUCUGAGCAGGGAGUGA
This is a messenger RNA of Purpureocillium lilacinum, 642 nucleotides long. RefSeq lists its product as uncharacterized. The record is from RefSeq and is a predicted model, not a curated record. NCBI's taxonomy places the organism in Eukaryota, Fungi, Ascomycota, Sordariomycetes, Hypocreales, Ophiocordycipitaceae.